GGGGGCAGGAGUGUUGCCAAUUAAUUGGUGAACUCUCCCAAAAAAAAUGGAGGCAGAGAAAGGCUCUGGACGAAGAUUGCGUUCGAUCAACCGUCAGGGAUAUGACGAGAACGAGGACUCGUCGGACGUGGAGGAGAUUGUGAGCGUCCGGGGUUUCAGCCUGGAGGAGAAAUUACGCAGCCACCACUACCAGGGGGACUUCGUGCGCGCCAUGGACGGGAAAGAUUUCAACUUUGAGUACGUACAGAGAGAAGCCCUCAGAGUGCCUCUGGUCUUCCCAAAUCCCGAUGGACUAGGAAUUAA
This is a messenger RNA of Vombatus ursinus (common wombat), 303 nucleotides long. Its product is annotated as lysine-specific demethylase 2B-like. The annotation marks the transcript as partial. Gene Ontology annotation, biological process: protein demethylation; regulation of transcription by RNA polymerase II. The transcript is spliced from 3 exons. The record is from RefSeq and is a predicted model, not a curated record. Gene Ontology annotation, molecular function: histone demethylase activity; transcription coregulator activity. Lineage: Eukaryota; Metazoa; Chordata; Mammalia; Diprotodontia; Vombatidae.